UGCGCAUUUCUCGGUAGUCGUCUCCGUCUUCUCAUACCUCUUUAGUAUCAAUCAUUGUUUCGAUCUUUCGAACAAAUUUCUCAGUUUUAUUCAGGAGCAGUUGAAGAAGGCUUAAACGCCUCGUGUAAUAAUCAGCGAGGUGUUUAAGCUGAUAACAAAACAAUAAUCAAACCUGAAUUCUCCAAUUUUUCAUUUUCCUUCUUCGUUUUUGUUUUUUAAUUUUCAAGUAUACCGUAUAUAUAAAAAUAUUCAAUAAAUAUAGGGAAUAAAUUAUAUAUAGUUAGAGGGAGGUUUUGUGAUUAAGAGGGAGAAUAGAUGGAUAAUAUAAUGAGUAGGAUUCGAGGUUUGGACGCGUACCCGAAGAUCAAUGAAGAUUUCUACAGCAGAACUCUCUCCGGCGGCGUUAUAACCCUAGCAUCUUCCGUCGUCAUGCUCUUGCUGUUCUUUUCGGAGCUCAGACUAUAUCUCCAUGCUGUAACUGAGACACAGCUUGUAGUAGAUACCUCAAGAGGAGAAACACUUCGUAUCAAUUUUGAUAUCUCCUUUCCUGCGCUUCCAUGUUCCAUCCUCAGUGUUGAUGCAAUGGAUAUAAGUGGAGAGCAACACCUUGACGUUAGGCAUGAUAUCAUCAAGAAAAGGCUUGAUUCUCAUGGUAAUGUAAUAGAAACAAGACAGGAUGGUAUUGGUGCUCCUAAGAUUGAAAAACCUUUACAAAGACAUGGUGGCAGGCUUGAACACAACGAGACAUACUGCGGUUCUUGUUAUGGUGCAGAAGUGUCAGAUGAUGAUUGUUGUAACUCAUGUGAAGAUGUUCGUGAAGCUUAUAGAAAGAAAGGCUGGGCAAUAUCAGAUCCAGACAUAAUUGACCAGUGCAAAAGAGAAGGUUUUCUUCAGAGAAUCAAAGAAGAAGAUGGCGAAGGAUGUAAUCUGUAUGGAUUUUUGGAAGUGAACAAAGUGGCUGGUAAUUUUCAUUUUGCACCAGGAAAGAGUUUCCAGCAAUCUAGUGUUCAUGUCCAUGACAUCCUUACUUUCCAGAAGGGUAGUUUCAAUAUAAGUCACAAGAUCAAUAGGUUGACUUUUGGAGACUAUUUCCCUGGCAUUGUGAAUCCUCUUGAUGGUGUGCAGUGGACACAACAAACUCCAAAUGGGAUGUAUCAAUAUUUUAUCAAGGUGGUACCUACUGUCUACACAGAUGUGAAUGGGCACACCAUACAGACAAAUCAGUUCUCUGUAACUGAACAUUUUAGGGGAGGAGAAGUAGGCCCCGUUCAGGCUAUUCCUGGAGUAUUCUUCUUUUAUGAUCUUUCACCAAUCAAGGUGACAUUCACAGAGCAACACAUAUCAUUUUUACAUUUUCUGACAAAUGUUUGUGCAAUAGUUGGAGGUAUAUUUACGGUGUCGGGAAUAAUUGAUUCAUUCGUAUAUCAUGGACAAAAGGCGAUUAAGAAGAAGAUUGAGCUCGGCAAAUUCAGUUGAUGGGGGAUCAUAGGAUGCCAUAUACGAUCCUUUGUUCAUCAUCCCAUUAAAUAGUGAGGGAAGGAAUCUGUACAGAAAGGAAAUCACAGCUUGGGGUCUCUUCACAGAAUCACAAGCUUGAUGGAAAACUUGGAACUACAUAGUACUUCACGCUACAUCAUUAUCAAGAACAAGAUGGAAUGCUAAUUCAUCGUCACGCUGUAUCCUUCUGUAAAAUGAGAUGUUCUGUUUUGCAAAGCAAAAAUAUUGAGGUGAACUUUACAUGUCUGAUGGGGUUGUUAAACCCCCACCAUUUCUUAAUUUAUUAUUUCGUGAAUUUAGUCAUUUCAAAUGUGAGUUAAUUUAGUGGAGAUGCGUUAGAGUCAGAAGAUAGCUGGAGAUGUUAUUCUGCCAUUUGGGAUGGGGAAAAUCGAAAAAGUCGGAUGUGUUAUGUAUUGUUUCUUAUCUCCUAUGUUUUUAUGGAAUAUGUAUAAAACAUUAAAACCUAUAAGAGUUGGUUAGUAUUCUUAAAUUCUGUCUGUGCUCUUUUGUUUGAGGAGUAAUAUAUAUUCUUGUUGGAAA
This is a messenger RNA of Ipomoea nil (Japanese morning glory), 2037 nucleotides long. RefSeq names its product endoplasmic reticulum-Golgi intermediate compartment protein 3-like. The record is from RefSeq and is a predicted model, not a curated record. The transcript is spliced from 13 exons. NCBI's taxonomy places the organism in Eukaryota, Viridiplantae, Streptophyta, Magnoliopsida, Solanales, Convolvulaceae. Gene Ontology annotation, cellular component: COPII-coated ER to Golgi transport vesicle; endoplasmic reticulum. Bases 316 to 1476 code for a protein of 386 amino acids.